AUGCGGCUGUGCUGCGCGCAACAACCCACCAACAAUGCAAAACCACAGCAAACAAAAAGCAAUUUCACAGAGGCAUUUCUUCGAGCAGAUUGUGGGCACUUUCAUGGCAGAGUUGAGGGGCAAAUUCCACAACCUCCAGAGCUCUUUUCGGUGAGAGGAGGUGCAUAUGCACCUCCUUGCGCCUCUGUAGGUCCGCCUAUGGCCUGUCUUUCUAAAAUUUAA
Molecule: messenger RNA, 222 nt
Organism: Prunus armeniaca (apricot)
Lineage: Eukaryota; Viridiplantae; Streptophyta; Magnoliopsida; Rosales; Rosaceae
Source: the annotation of a GenBank genome assembly